AUGAUAUCAUUGUCUUCAAGCUCUCUCGUUGCAUCAAGCAACCACCUCUGUAAUUGUGGUUUGAGGGCUGAAAUACGAACUUGUUGGAAUGAUGAGAUGAUGGCUCAGAGAUUUUACUGCUGCGGUUCUCAAAAUGCAAAUAGCUGUUAUUAUUUCAAAUGGCUUGAUGAUGAGCCUUUGGAGGACGAUGCUAUAAUUACUCGAUUGAAUGAUGAGCGUCUACAUCUGCAGGACACUCUUCACGCUUAUGAGACAAGGGUGCAAGAACUUGAGAAUGCAAUUAUCCUGGAGAGAAGCAGGAAAAUGCAUAAGGCAUUGACUUCCGUAGUAGGAUUAGUUUGUUUAAUGAUCGCAUUGUUUGUGGCUUUUCUCGUGAUUUAA
Messenger RNA from Daucus carota subsp. sativus, 381 nucleotides. RefSeq lists its product as uncharacterized. NCBI's taxonomy places the organism in Eukaryota, Viridiplantae, Streptophyta, Magnoliopsida, Apiales, Apiaceae. Bases 1 to 381 code for a protein of 126 amino acids. Gene Ontology annotation, molecular function: zinc ion binding. The transcript is spliced from 2 exons. The record is from RefSeq and is a predicted model, not a curated record.